AUGAAGGUUGCUGUUGUGGCCGCGUUGGCCAUGAGCCAGACUGGUGUGGCGGCGAGGAAGUUUUGGACCUCGAAGCCGGCUGAUCCGGGGAAUGUGUUGAUGACUGGAUUUACGAUUGGGAACGGGAGACAGGGAGAUGAAUCUGCAUUAUACGGCGGAACAGCAGACUACGGCUCCUACGAAGCCCUUGCCAACCUCACAGUCUCCAUUGAGGGAGUGACCAAGUACUCAAAGUACAAGAGAACGCUGGACCUGGAAACAGCAUUGCACAGCGCCGAAUUCACUGCAGACGGAGCCACUUUUUCGACUGUGCAGUUCUGCUCCUUUCCCGACCAAGUCUGCGUCUACCACGUCAGCUCCAACAAACCACUACCCCGAAUCACCUUUGGUCUGGUCGACAAUUAUCGCACCAACCCGCCUUCCACUGUCAAAUGCUCAUCCAGCGGCAUCUGGCUGAGCGGACGAACUGUGGCCAACGACGGCGAGGGUCUCAUUGGCAUGAAGAUUGAUGCCCAGGCCCGCGCUCUUCCUUCUGCCGGACUAAAAGCCACAUGCAACAGCAACGGCCAGACCGUUCUCAGCACAAGAUCUGCAAAGUCGGCCACCAUUGUCGUGGCUUCGGGCACAGAGUACGACGCAACCAAGGGCAAUGCUGCUCACGACUACUCCUUCCGAGGAGCGGAUCCGUAUCCUGGCGUUGUAAAGACGAUAAGUGCCGUGUCCAAGAAGAGCUACAACACGAUCCUUGACAGCCACGUAAAAGACCAUGGCGAGUGGUUUAACAAGUUCACUUUGGAUCUUCCCGAUCCCCAUAACUCUGCAGACGUCGACACGAUGGAUCUGAUUGCAAACUACUCGACAGAAAAGGGAGAUCCCUUCAUUGAGAAUCUGCUGAUUGAGUAUGGACAAUACAUGUUCAUUGCUUCGUCGCGGCCGGGAUCGCUGCCCCCGAAUCUGCAGGGUUCAUGGGCUCCGGAUGGAAACCCGGCGUGGAGCUCCGACUACCACAUCGAUGUCAAUGUGCAGAUGAACCACUGGCAUGUCGAAAAGAUGGGCUUGGGCGGCCUGACUGAUCCUCUCUGGGACUUUAUGACUUACACCUGGGUUCCUCGUGGGACGGAGACGGCAAACCUAUGGUACAACGUGAGCGGCUGGGUUGCCUUUACCAAUCUCAACAUCUUUGGCCAUACGGCCCAGGAAAACGACGCAACUUGGUCAAACGUUGCACACGACAUUGCCUGGAUGAUGGCGCACGUGUGGGAUCGUUACGACUAUGGCCGUGACAAGAAAUGGUAUGCCUCUGUGGGAUAUCCCCUCAUGAAGGGCGUGGCGAGCUUCUGGGUCGACAUGAUGGUGCCGGACGAAUACUUCAACGACGGCACCUUGGUUGCCAACCCUUGCAACUCUCCAGAGCAUGGCCCAACGACUUUUGGGUGUGCUCAGUUCCAGCAGGUGGUCUGGGAGCUCUUCGACCACAUCAUCAAAGAUUGGGAUGCGUCGGGUGAUCCUGACACGGCCUUUUUGAAGCGGGUCAAAGAAUCGUACAGCAAACUUGAUCCGGGCGUCCAUGUUGGAAGCUGGGGCCAGAUCCAAGGCAAGCAAUGGAAGAUGGACAUUGACACCAAAAACGACACGCAUCGUCACUUGUCUCACUUGUACGGAUUCUACCCCGGCUAUGUCAUCUCCAGCGUCUACGCAGACAACAAGACCGUCAUGGACGCCGUCGCCACCAGCUUGUACUCUCGCGGAAACGGCACCGAGGACUCCAACACGGGCUGGGAAAAGGUCUGGCGAGGAGCGUGCUGGGGCCAACUGGGCGUCACCGACGAGGCAUACAAAGAGCUCAAGUACACCAUCGACAUGAACUUUGCGGCCAACGGACUGUCGGUGUAUACAACUGGCAGCUGGCCGUAUGAGGUCACUCUGCCCUUCCAGAUCGAUGCCAACUUUGGUCUUUCGGCGAACGCGCUGGCUAUGCUGUAUACCGACCUGCCCAAGAAAUGGGGCGACAACAGCGUUCAAAGGGUGAUUCUCGGACCGGCGAUUCCCAAGGAAUGGGCUGGUGGAAGCGUUAAAGGAGGGAGUCUGAGAGGAGGCGGGACGGUCGAUUUCAGCUGGGACGACGAAGGAGUCGUGAAUCGGGCGGUGGUGCACGGGAGAAGGUUGCCGCUGGUGGUGGUGAAUAAGAAUGGCAAGGUGCUAGCAAGACGCUGA
This is a messenger RNA of Trichoderma aggressivum f. europaeum, 2214 nucleotides long. RefSeq names its product CAZyme family GH95. Gene Ontology annotation, biological process: carbohydrate metabolic process. The record is from RefSeq and is a predicted model, not a curated record. NCBI's taxonomy places the organism in Eukaryota, Fungi, Ascomycota, Sordariomycetes, Hypocreales, Hypocreaceae. Bases 1 to 2214 code for a protein of 737 amino acids. Gene Ontology annotation, molecular function: alpha-L-fucosidase activity. The transcript has 8 exons.